This is a messenger RNA of Sceloporus undulatus (fence lizard), 1088 nucleotides long. RefSeq names its product whey acidic protein-like. Gene Ontology annotation, molecular function: serine-type endopeptidase inhibitor activity. Bases 1 to 987 code for a protein of 328 amino acids. Gene Ontology annotation, cellular component: extracellular region. The record is from RefSeq and is a predicted model, not a curated record. The transcript is spliced from 8 exons. Lineage: Eukaryota; Metazoa; Chordata; Lepidosauria; Squamata; Phrynosomatidae.
AUGUUCCAGACGGUUGAAAAACCACGAACGUCCCGCCUAGAACCGGGAUAUGGCAAGCCUAUGUGCAAGGGAAGCCAGUGGACUGGGACCUACAACCAAGGGGUCUGCAUGCUCCCUCCUGACCCAGGACUCUGUUUUGUGUUGGAAGAGCGCUGGUACUUUGACUACCAUCUACAGAAAUGCAGGCCAUUCACCUGGGGAGGAUGCAAAGCCAACGAGAACAAUUUUAAGGAUCGCCGCGAAUGUGAGGCUGCGUGCAUGCGUUACGGUGAGUCUCAGAACCAAACCCUCUGGAGGAUGGCGCAGUCCAGAGAGGGCUCCUUUGGGCCCCAAUCCCUCCUGUUGUCCCACAUCCAGCCGUUUGGGGAAGGAGGAGCCGGUGGCUCACCCAGUUCUGGCUUUUCCAGCCUGGGAUUCAGGAGCAUCAUGAAGCCAGGGGUGCUCUGGCUCCUUGUGGGGAUCCUGGUGCUCAGAGAAGGGGCUCAGGCCUCAGACUAUGGGCAGCAGGAGAAGAAAGGGAAGGCUGGGUUUUGCAUGCCCUCUCCCAAUGGACUGUACGAUCCCCCGUGCAAAGUGGCAUGCGAAGGAGACACCGAGUGCCCAGGAGCGGAGAAAUGCUGCGAACACGCCUGCCACUACAAGUGUAUGCCGCCCUGCAGAGAGAAGGCCGGCCACUGCCCACCGCCUCUGAUGAAGAAGCUGAACGGACCCUCGCUGUGCGACGUUGUCUGUGCAGAGGACAAGGACUGCCCAGGGAUGGAGAAAUGUUGUUCGACUGGAUGUGGCUUCAUCUGCACACCGCCUCUAGAAGAGAAAGCAGGCAAAUGCCCCCGACAGCGAUGGGUGAAGCGACCAUUGGACAGUCCAUGUUACGACACUUGCCUCCAGGACCAGCAGUGUCCCGGGCGGAUGAAGUGCUGCUUCACGGGAUGCUCCAUGAGCUGCAUUGAUGUUCAGAAAGAAGACCCUGUGGAUAGUGACCUCUAAUGAAGGAUCUUGGAGGAGGCUUGCCAUCUGGAAGGCAGCGUGAGCAGCCAUUCUGCUUCGCUCUGGGCCCAUAACAAACUCCAACUCCCAGAAUUCCAUAG